GGAGAAGUGUGUCUGGCCACGUGGCUAAAGGAUGACGCAGUUACGGUGGAGUGAAGUAGAGGAAUGGCUCGAUGCCCAUCCAGAUUUGUUCCAAGAUUACUUUCUACGUAAAACAGACAUCGGAGCAAUCAAUGCUUGGUUGGUGGCUCAUGGGUUUCUCACAAUACAGGAUUACGCCCGAAGAGGUUCGGUGAGUCCUCAGGGAGGCGACGAAAGCAAUGGCCAGAAGAAGUCGAGGAGAUGUCUCCGCCACGAGUUUGCACGGAGUAAGUCCAGGUCAGUCUUCAGGACCCAUGAGAUGGUACCUCCUAUCAACGCCAUACCGACCAGCAGGAGGUCUUCACUGAAGGAUAUGAGAAAGUACUGCUCACUACCUCCCAACUCGAUCCACAUGCUGUCCCUGCUGAUUGAGAGCAAGGUACGGCUACCGGAUUACGGCCCCACCCACAGCCGAUCCGCCAAGCGGGAGGUCCUUCGUACACAGGGAGAACGCCAGUUUUUCCUUUCCAUCGUCAGGGACGUUGCCACUGAGCUUGAUCCCAAGUCCCUUUCGUCUAAAGUGGUUGACAACCUCGCAGUUCUGCUAGACGCUGAUGGAGCGUCGCUCUUCCUUGUCGAAGGACCGCGGGGCAAGCAGACUCUUGUCUCCAAGGUGUUCGACGUUCAUUCUGGAGUUUUCCUGCUUCCAGGCGGAACUGAUGACAACGAGGUGCAGGUUCCUUGGGGUGUGGGCGUUCUUGGGCACGUAGCAGAGACUGGGGAAACUGUCAACCUGCAAGUCGCCUGUGAGGAUCCCAGAUUUGACGACGAGGUUGACAGGAUAAUGGGAUAUCACACUGAAUCACUGCUUUGUAUGGCUGUUCGAAAUUCCCAUGACGAGAUCAUAGCUGUUGCUCAAGUGAUCAACAAGAACCCGGACAAAGAUGGAGGGCAUUUUACUAACAAGGAUGAAAAGCUUUUUGAAACAUACCUACAGUUCGUUGGCAUUGCCCUUACCAACGCGCAGAUCGUAGAAACGUCCAGACAAGAGUAUGAAAGGAAUAGAAAUCUCCUUGAAAUCGUCCAUGAUCUUUUUGAAGAACAGACAUCAUUAGAGAAAGUCAUACUCAAGAUCAUGCAAAGAGCUCAGAGGCUGCUCAAGUGUGAGAGGGCUGCCGUACUUCUAGUUGAUGAACAGGCCUCCACGAUAGAGGAGGUGAAAUUUUCAAAGCUGUUUGAACUGACUUCUCCAACAAAUGGACAUAAUACUAACAACAGGAGGAAGAUCGAAGUUGGUGGUACCGGACUCAGCGGCUACCUUUUAGCCGUGGCUGAGAAAGUGGCUGCCUCCGGAGAGGUCCUCAACGUCGCAGAGUGCCUGGAAGUGGAGCCUAACCCUGGAAUCAGCCUCAAGUCUCUUCUGGCUAUGCCCAUCAGGAACAGCAACUACCAGAUCAUAGGUGUUGCUUCGAUCAUUAAUAAGACAAAUGGACAUUCAUUUGACGAGAAUGAUGAACAAUUGUUUGAGGCAUUCACAAUUUUUUGUGGCCUGGGGAUACACAACACAAUCAUGUACAGCGAAGUGGAAAAAGCAAUGGCGAGACAGAAAGUUACAAUUGAGGUUUUGUCUUACCAUGCAACAGCCACCAAAAAAGAAAUUGAAGCUUUAUUGGAUCUCCCAGUUCCAGCUUGUGACGAGUGGAACCUUUAUUCAUUAUCCUUUGAGGAUUUUUCUUUAAACGAAGAUCAGAUGAUACUGGCCUCUGUGAGCAUGUUUCUAGAGCUUGGAUUGGUUAAAAAGUUUAAUAUAGAAUUAGAGACUUUGUAUCGUUUCCUGAUGACAGUUAAGAAAAAUUAUAGAGAUGUUCCUUAUCACAAUUGGAAACAUGCCUUUAACGUGGCACAAGUGAUGUUUGCAAUUUUAAUGGGGUGUGAAAUGAAGGGAACAUUCAGUGACUUAGAAGUGCUUGGAAUGUUUGUCGGCUGCUUGUGCCAUGAUUUGGACCAUAGGGGAACUAACAAUGCCUAUCAGCAAAAGGCUGGUUCUGCUUUAGUGCUUUUGUAUGGCACCACUAAUACAAUGGAGCACCAUCAUUUUAAUCAUGCUGUGAUGAUUCUAAGCAGUGAGAGUCUAAACAUAUUUUCUUCACUAAGUGCUGAAAACUAUUCAUAUGUUAUGAAGAUUUUGAAGCAUAGCAUUCUUGCUACUGAUCUUUCUACUUAUUUUCAGAACCGGCCAAAAUUUUUUUCAUUGGUUGAGAAACGUGAGUAUUCAUGGGGAAAUGAAAACCAUAGAGAACUUUUGAGGUCUGUGUUAAUGACUGCUUCUGACAUCGCAUCCUCCUGCAAGCCUUGGCAUGUCCAAAAAAAAGUUGCCUACCUUGUUGCUGACGAGUUUUUGAAACAAGGGGACAAAGAAAAGACAGAGCUUAAGAUCCAGCCAAUAGCACUCAUGGACCGGGAAAGAGCUCACGAGCUGCCUCAAUUACAGCUCAAAUGGAUAUCUGAUAUUUGUCUUCCAUUAUAUGAGUCAUUGGGGAAGAUGAAUCCAAAGCUGAAUGUAAUGACAGAUGGUGCUCGGGAAAAUAUCAAACAUUGGUCACUGUUAGCUUCCAACACAGGAAUGCAAAAUUUUGACAUGACCAAUGAUAAUGAUGCAAGCUAACAAAAGAAUCAGAGAAUGACUUUUUAAACAUUUUAAAUGAUUUUAGUUGAGGACAAGAAAAGAAAAAAUGGCUAUACCUAAAAGAAAGAUGGUGGAAAAUUAUUUUAUUUAUUUUUGUAACAUUCAUGUAUAAUCUUAUUUAUUGUUGCUAUUAUAAAUUUUAUUUAGGGACUGAAUUUGAUAAAUUUUGUAUUUUAAUUUUGAAAGUAUUUAUAUUUUUUGAAAAACUAAGUAAAGUGAAACAUAAAUAUUUAUUUUUAUCCUUGAUCCGUCCACUGCUUUUCUUUUUCUUUUUUUUUUUUAGUUAACAACUAUUUUUACUUGUAUUUUACCAUGUAAUUACAUUAUAAAAUUUGAUACUUGUCAUAUUUUUUUAUUUUUUAUUUCAUGUACAUUUGUGAAAAAAAUUCCACAUACUUGGGAACAAUGUCUAGUUAUAUUUCCUUUAUUAUUCCUAAUGUUGUACCAGAAAUAGACUGAAACAUAUUAUUUAUAAGAGAAGCCAGUGUUGUAUAUACCGAGUUAUGAUGGAUAGCAUAUAUUGGGUCCUUUAUAAUCAUAUAAAGAUAAUAACAGAAAUUAUUUAAAUCAUUCAACAUAAAAUAAUUUUUAUAAAAUUACAAUAUUAUCUUAUAUAUUACACAACAUUUUCUGUAGAUUUUAAUGAAUUAAAAAAUAUGAUUAGAUUAGAUAUGAAUGAAUGAAAAAACAUAAUGCAUUAAUAGUAUAAAAAAAAGACAAUUAUUAUGAAAAAUUAAAUUGUUCUUCGCUGAUACGUAAUUUGCACCCUAUAUGACUGUUGAAGGAGCUUUAAAUAAAUAAAGAACUGUUUUUAAUGGAAAAGAAAUAAAUAAAAUGAUAAAAUGUUUUUCAAAUUAUCUAUUUGUAACAUUUAAACUGCUUAGUCAUGUUUUUUAUUAUUGAUUAGUAAUGAUAUCUAUCUUCAACUUAUCUAUCAGAAUCUCAUCUGUUCUCCUCUUCAUAUUAGUUGUAAUAGAAGUGAUCUUUGUAGAUUGACAUAUUCGCUUCAAUAAAUUAACAGUAAAUGUUUUCACAAUAGACCAUAAUCAAAUAUUUGUAGAUGAAGCUACUACUAAUUUUUCUAAACUUAAUGAGCUAUGUUUAAUUGGAUCAAAAUAUUUUGCAUAUAUUUAUGAAUGUGUAAAUACUUUAUUGAAAAGCAAUUCAUUCAUAUUUAUCUUAUACACUGGAAAAUGUUACUAAAUGUAAAAAAGUGCAAUAAUUACCUGUAAAUUGUGUUAUAAACCAAUAAAAU
Molecule: messenger RNA, 3920 nt
Organism: Nezara viridula (southern green stink bug)
Lineage: Eukaryota; Metazoa; Arthropoda; Insecta; Hemiptera; Pentatomidae
Source: the annotation of a GenBank genome assembly